Rhagoletis zephyria (snowberry fruit fly) is the source of this 558-nucleotide messenger RNA. RefSeq lists its product as uncharacterized. Lineage: Eukaryota; Metazoa; Arthropoda; Insecta; Diptera; Tephritidae. Gene Ontology annotation, molecular function: DNA binding. The record is from RefSeq and is a predicted model, not a curated record.
GCCACAUUGUCAGCUGAAAAUAUAUGCAACAGCUGGUUUUCAAAGAACCGUUGCUUAUUAGUAUCGUAAAUUCAAUUAAAGAUUUUGUACAAAGCUAAAAUCAGAAGGAAUAAUGAGCGAAACUACCAGCUGCUCAAAUGUUCAGUCAUUCGUUCCACACGAUACAAAGGCAAACGAUGCCAAGUCGGUAUGGUCUCAUUAUUUGGUUGCUAGAGACAAAAGUGAGGUAGUCAAAUGCAAAAAGUGCAACAAAAUCUUACAAACGAAAGGUGGAUCCACUAAGGGCUUACACACGCAUUUAAAAACACACAAUUCAAACAUUGUGCCUAAGCGAGAUGAACGUGAUGAGUCGCCCGAGCAUGUUCCUUGCAACGAGCAUGUUCCUUGUUUUUUUUGUUUAAUGUUGUUUUAUUAACGGUUACAUUCAAAAGUACCUGGUAUUUAUAUUCUUAUUUGUGAUGUAUGCGUUCCUAAAUCACAUGGUUUUUAAAUACAAUUUAAAAAUUUAUUACUUUAAUAUUUGUCUGUAUUAAUAAAUAUGUGAUUUUAAAAUCAGUU